Canis lupus familiaris (dog) is the source of this 1347-nucleotide messenger RNA. RefSeq names its product chorion-specific transcription factor GCMa-like. Gene Ontology annotation, biological process: gliogenesis; cell differentiation involved in embryonic placenta development; regulation of transcription by RNA polymerase II. Gene Ontology annotation, cellular component: nucleus. The record is from RefSeq and is a predicted model, not a curated record. Lineage: Eukaryota; Metazoa; Chordata; Mammalia; Carnivora; Canidae. Gene Ontology annotation, molecular function: DNA-binding transcription activator activity, RNA polymerase II-specific; RNA polymerase II cis-regulatory region sequence-specific DNA binding.
AUGAAAGAUAAUCCUUAUGAAAAAUCAGUAACCUGCAGCAUCGAUAAAAUUUUUAAGGGUCCAAUGAUCAGAUAUGAACUGGAACAUCCCUUUCAAAACGGAAACCUGUGGAAUGUCAAAAAGACCGACUGGUUCCAGGAAUGGCCAGAUUCUUAUGAGAAGCACAUCUACAGCUCUGAGGACAGGACUGCACAACGGCAUCUGAGCAGCUGGGCCAUGUGCAACACCAACAACCACAACUCCCGCGUCCUCAAGAAGUCCUGCCUGGGUGUGGUGGUGUGCAGCCGCGACUGCUCCGCCGAGGAGGGCCGCAAGACGUACCUGAGACCUGCCAUCUGUGACAAAGCCCGGCAGAAGCAGCAGAGGAAACGCUGCCCUAAUUGUGAUGGGCCUCUGAAGCUGAUUCCUUGCCGAGGCCAUGGGGUUCCGGUCACCAACUUCUGGAGGCACGAGGGAUGCUUCAUAUUCUUCCAGUCAAAAGGAGAGCACGAUCAUCCAAAACCAGAAACUAAAUUGGAAGCCGAGGCAAGAAGAACAACGAAGAAAGCACACACAGCAUCUUCCUCUGUCUCCUUAAAGCUGAAGGGGCGCCCAGAGACAAAGUCUCUUUCAGGUGAAACUCAAAGUUGGGGAAGUUUACCUUUAACUUGGUCUUUCCAGGAAGGCGUCCAAUUGCCUGGUAGUUACAGUGGACCUUUAAUAGCUAAGCCUCCCCAGCAGAAGUCACUGAAUGAUUGCUUAUUCUUCUCCAAGACUUAUUGUUUGGGGGGAACCACUCAUUUGGCAGACCCCACUUCCACCUUGGGCCCCACUAAGCUCUAUGAGAAAUGCAAACUGUCCAGUAGUUGGAUCUAUAAGAGUGGGGACCUGCUUCAUCCUGUUUCUGGAGUCUUCUACGAUGAUUGGCAAACGUGGAAUAAAAACACUGCUUUGGGGAGAAAUUCUCUUAAUGACAACUGUUGUCCCAAUUAUCCUUUUCCUCUGACCAGCUGGCCUUAUGACUCCCCCUCCUGGAACUCUUCAGAACCCUUUACCCAGCAGAUUCCAGUGGAACCACCUGCAGCUGAAAGUAGCUAUUGUCCAUUAUGGCCAAAUCCAGGGGGGGAGCUUUAUGUAGAGAAGGUACAUGUGGAUUUUAUUUUUUUUAAUUUAUUUUUUAUUGCUGCUUCCACCACAUUCCAUUCACCUCAGGAAGACCCCUUUCUCUUUACCGAUACCUCCCAUCCCCACCAUCAAUAUUCAUUGACAGGCAAGAGCCGUAAGUGGGAUUUUGAUGAAGAAAUGAGGGGCAUGGGUUUGGAUUACUACAACAAUGAAAUGCUUCUAAACCUCUGUCCUUUAAGAUGA